AUGGCCCUCUACCCACAGAUUUUACCUGCCUUAGAGAUCAAGUGUGGCCCGCAAAACUUCGCAUGCUCAGGCACCGGACUCAUCAAGAAAGUGUAUAGUUGUUUCUAUUCUAAUAUCCAGGCCUUCUUUCCCCUGAUAGAACCGAAAAGGACAAAAGCUGGUAAGAUUGCAGUUCGUCAACCACAUGUCCUACGGAGAGCGAGGGAGUGGUGGAAAGCACGAUGUGCGUUUCGAGGUCUCAGUCAGGCAGGAACUAUUGCAAAUAUGCAAGACCGGCUUAGAGGUAGUGCUACUGGUACUCUGAUGACCGCUGAGCUGCAAGAAGUUCAGUCGCGACUGAACUCCGAAUAUCUAACGCCAAAUGCUGCAGCUCAAGAUGCGAAAUGGCUAGCUCUGAAGCGCAAUGAAGCGCGAGCAGUGAUGGAUCUAAGAUGA
Endocarpon pusillum Z07020 is the source of this 435-nucleotide messenger RNA. RefSeq lists its product as uncharacterized. Lineage: Eukaryota; Fungi; Ascomycota; Eurotiomycetes; Verrucariales; Verrucariaceae. The record is from RefSeq and is a predicted model, not a curated record. The transcript has a single exon. The coding region runs from base 1 to 435 and encodes 144 amino acids.